Alligator mississippiensis (American alligator) is the source of this 396-nucleotide messenger RNA. Its product is annotated as taste receptor type 2 member 1-like. Lineage: Eukaryota; Metazoa; Chordata; Crocodylia; Alligatoridae. Gene Ontology annotation, biological process: sensory perception of taste; G protein-coupled receptor signaling pathway; detection of chemical stimulus involved in sensory perception of bitter taste. Gene Ontology annotation, cellular component: membrane. Gene Ontology annotation, molecular function: bitter taste receptor activity; G protein-coupled receptor activity. The record is from RefSeq and is a predicted model, not a curated record. The transcript has 2 exons. Bases 1 to 396 code for a protein of 131 amino acids.
AUGUGGAGAGCUAUCAAUUUUACCUGGAUGUAUCUGAGCACUCUCAGUCUCUGGUUUGCCACUUGGCUCGCUGUCUUCUACUGUGUGAAGAUCACCAGCUUCAACCAACCCCUUUUCCUCUGGCUGAAGCUGAGAUUUUCAGGGCUACUUCCAUGGCUUAUUCUGGGCUCCUUGCUGGUCUCUUUGGCCACCUCUCUCCCUUCAGUCAAUUUUUUUACAUUGACAAAUAAGUUCGCUACCAGCAGCCCCUACCUUAUAUGGCUCUGUAUUAUGAUACUAGGUGGAUAUCCCUCUGGGCAUUCUGUUAUCCUGAUUCUCAGCAAUCCCAAACUGAAAGAAGCAGCACUAAAGGGCUUGCACAAUGCCAGGUGUCUGCAGGAAGAUGAGAGUCAGUGA